AUGGCUGAUCCCUUCGAGGUGCGCAUGCGCUUCACGACACAGCUCCAGCAUCUGAGCGCCUCUGUCACCUCCUCGCAGAAAGCCGCUCAUUAUGCACUCAAAUACCGGGAUAUGGAUGAGGACCUUCACUCCUGCAUUCUCGAACAGCUAGAAAUGAAUAGUAUGAACAACCGUGCCAAUAUCAUGUACUUCAUCGAACACCUCUGCGAUAUGGCCACCAAGGAAAACCACCUCGAAUUCGUCCGCAUGAUGCAGCGCGAUAUCCUCCGUGUUGUCGACGCGGUUGCCCCGCCAGAUGGCUCCGGUGCCGCAAAUGUCAAACAUGUUCGCCGCGUGCUAAAUGGAUUGCAGGCAAAAUCGUUCCUCUCCGCAGAUACUGUCCGUGAAAUCGAUGCAUUUCUCAAAGAGAGAGAAAGUCACCCAGCGCAUCUUCUUGACCUUGAGUUUGUGGAGCCCGGCCAGACGACCAUUGAAGGCGGCGAUUCGGUCAAGGCCCCAGGCCCCACGACUAGGCCGAGCGGCAUUAAGGUGGAUAAACGGCAGAUUGAACAGCGGAUCGAGGAGGAUAGGGAGCGGAAUAAGCGGCUACGGGAGUCAAUGUGGGCUGUGCCGGGGAAUGAUGCGGAUGAGUUUGACAAGAUGUGGGAUGAAGUUAGUGAUCUUGGAGAAGAUGAUUAUUUAGCAGCUGAGGAGGAAGCGAUGGAGAGGAAACGAAUUGCGGAGGAGGUUAAUCUACUACAAAUUUCUCGGAACAACAUAACUCCGGACUACAAAUUUCUGAUCCCAUCUCGAAGCUUGACCCUCGAAUCAGCAAUAAAAGUACGGAUUAUCUCGAGGCUUGGUUUUUCAACCUUGUUCAUUUGUUACCUUAUGUUCUCUCAUAUCGUCACAGCUGCCCGAGGCAUAUUUGUGAGACCGGACCCUGGGGUCGAACAAAACAUUCCCACCCCAGACCAAAUAGCCAAUCCCACUCCCACAAACUCGUCACCUAAGAUGGUGUCCGCUACUAGACGGACUGUGUACCCAACCGCGGAGGAGGAGCCGGUGAACUCAUCACCCGCUACAAAUGGGAAGCGAAAGGCUGCUGCCUCGGAAGAUGAGACGGAAAGCCAAUCGCCCAAACGAAGAAAGCAGAAAAAUUCCAGUUCCACUACCACCAGCUCCCCGGCUCCUCAACCUGUUGACGAAGAAAACGCCAUUGUAAAAAGCCUACCCUUCCGUACCGCCGAUUCAAGCGACAUUGCCGAGCACGAAAUACAACCCGAAGAGGAAAAUUUACAUGUUUCAACCAGUACAUCCACGGAGCCUGAUCGGGUUCAGGUAAAUUCCACCGCCAAGGCGACACAUGUUCGUUUUGGAAACGAGGAACCGGCUCCGGUUCUCAUUGGGAAGAAUGAGCAAGCUUCGGAUGAAGAGAAUCCCAAAGAGUCUAAUGAUGUGGAAGACAGUGAGGAUGAUGAGGCACCCGAAACAAUAGACAACGCUACGCAACUACAGGAAUUAAAGGAAAAUGCCCGAAAAGAAACGAAGGCUAAGCAAAGGACCGAAGAGCUGAAUAAAGCAAAACGAAGAGAGCGGGAUCAACGACUGAAAGCCCAAGCAGUCUCAAAACAAGCCCCGGUAAUAAUUGAACACGCCUUUUCCAUUCCACAAGAUCACCGCGCAGGGGAAAAUGAACUUCUCUCCGAAAGCUCCGCGACAUUCCAGGGAUCUCUUUCCAAACCCAUCAGAUCGCUUCCCAAGCUGCUCCCGGAUGAGAUCUUGAACGCAGAACCUACAUCAAACGAUAGUAGAAUCACCCGCAUAUCUGAGAUAGUGUUGUCGUCCAUGCCAAAAUCAAAGAAACAUAAGUUUCUAGAUAAUAUUGAGAAGGAGCCGAAGGAUAUUAGGAUUGGUGGGACAUCGAUUCGUGUCCUGGAGAGCACGGAAAUCAGUGAUUCGAGUAGGAUCAGCCUACCGCCCAAGUCAUCCAAGAGGAGUCGUCAGAUGGGCAAUUAUCUAGUCAUUAGUGCCUUUGCACCUGUGCCUCUGCAGCCGUGGACUCGAUACUCCCGUUUAGUCAUGGCGUCGGUAAAUAUGGAAACCUCACCUCUGCUUGAUCGCCAGGGUUCGCCAUCGAUGCCUCAGGAAGAGCGCCCAUUUAGAACGGUUACCUUCGAUCCUAUCGCCGAAAACAAGAGGAGGAUAUCAAAUGAUAUGGCAACCUCGAGGGACAUCUCAAAAGCUCCCCGCAACCCAUCAAUGCAAACUGCUUCUGGUAGUGGAGGCUCUCCCAACUUAGCAGCUUUGAAUAGCAAGUUCCUUCGUCGACAUAGCCCCAGGGCACCCUACAACCAGGUAGCCUCGGCUUCCGCUCCAAGCCAUCCGAAAAUUGGCCCUCAGCGAACAUCCAAAAACACCCAGAAGCUUAAGUUGCUUCCCAAUCCCGUUACGGGUGAAGAGGCCCAAUUUUCGGAAGAAGAAAUCCCGAGAGAAGUGUAUUCGCAGAUCGCCCGGAUUAAAGAGCCAACUGCUAGAAAGCACGCCGCAAGGCUGGGUAAAGCAGAUCGGGACCACGUUCCGCGUGUGACAGCAUACUGCACUGCGAGUUCAUAUUCAAUAGACGGUGUUGUGAGGUUUCUUAAAUCCCGUGCUGAUACUAGAGGCUCUAAUCCGAAGUUGUUCGAUGAAUGCGUAUAUUCGCCUUAUAACUAUGACUAUGUGCAGAAGAUCCGGCAGUCCAAUUCGCUUAAGGAAGAUGACAGGGAAAUAUCAGCAGUUUCAGAAAUUUCUAGUCAAGGACAUGAGGGGCAGCGUGUUUCAUCUGAGAUCGAGGACGAAGACCAAAGGAUUCAACGGCAGGAGGGCCUUAUCGACCUGGGAGAGAAUCACCAUGGUCCGCAAGCAGACUCCUCCACUGCAAUACCUGCCACCAACACGCUAGACACUAUAUCCACCACGGACGAUGCGAACGGGCCUGAUUUCGACACCACAAUCUACACACCAGAAAUAUUUCUUUUCGACUACGGCACCGUAGUAAUAUGGGGCAUGACACCUGCCCAAGAAACCCGCUUCCUCCGCGAAGUAUCUAGGUUCGCCACUGCCGUCCUCAGCACUGAAGACACGCAGAUCGAAAACUUCAACUUCUACUACACCCGUGACUACCAAGCGCGCAUCUACAACGACUUCAUCUCCCUACAAGACCCGCACAAUUACAUGACCAAACUCGCCAUCUCCCACGCGCUCUCUCAGUCUGUCAAGACGUCAUUGUUUGAAGACCUCGUUUCGGAAACCAUCGCGAAGACCUCACCCCUGCCAGCGCAGAUUGCGGAGACAGGUAGUGUGAACCUGCCGCGUAGACAGAUUAAUAUGCAGAUUGGAGAAUUGUUUAUCCUUCGCAUUAAUAUACAUUUGCAGGGAUCUGUGUUGGAUAGUCCUGAGCUCAUGUGGGCGGAACCGCAGUUAGAGCCUGUGUAUCAAGCUGUGCGUAGCUACCUGGAGAUGGACCAGCGGGUGGGAUUGUUGACGGAGAGGUUGGACGUGAUUGCGGAUUUGCUUGCCGUCUUGAAAGACCAGCUGAGUCAUCGGCACGGAGAGUACCUGGAAUGGAUUGUAAUCAUCCUCAUCGCCGCUGAAAUCGUCGUUGCGGGCAUAAACAUCGUUGUCGACCUGUACGCUGGAGUCGACUAGAAAAGCUACUCAGCGAAGAGCAGGAGUUAAAUCAUACCGUACCUGUUAAGGACUAACGAUCUUCAUACAUACUUCAUCUGUCUCAGCCCUCCUCCAUGUCCCAUGUUCUAUACAUUUACUUUUCCGCGAAUACAGAUAAAUGUCCUGUAUCAUAAAAUACUUUCUCCACCCUGCAGAUCUGUAUUACAUACACUGUACAUACAUAUGUUCUUCAUGUCGUUAUUACAUAUUUAUCCAGCUGUUACAGAGAGUUCUGUAGGGUGGUUCUGGCUCCGAUUCUCAUUCGGAUUUCAAUUCCUAUUUCUUUACUUCUCUCU
This is a messenger RNA of Histoplasma capsulatum G186AR, 3986 nucleotides long. Its product is annotated as sporulation protein. Gene Ontology annotation, biological process: rRNA processing. The transcript has 7 exons. Lineage: Eukaryota; Fungi; Ascomycota; Eurotiomycetes; Onygenales; Ajellomycetaceae. The coding region runs from base 1 to 3669 and encodes 1222 amino acids. The record is from RefSeq and is a predicted model, not a curated record. Gene Ontology annotation, molecular function: snoRNA binding.